AUGAACCAUGUUUGGAAAAAAAUAUGGCCAGAAUGUAUAAAAACUACCGAUGCAGAAGUUAAUUUCCUUCCUGAAGUUAGACAAAACAUAUUGGAUUUAGCACAUGAUCUCGGUUUUGAAGAUUUAAACGAAUCUGAUGUGCUGGAUCUACUUGCAGCUGAUAGGGAACCCCUUUCAUAUGAGGAACUCAUUCAGUUGCAAGCAGAGCCGGCAAUUGAUGAAGAUGCAGAACCUGUUGUAUCCAAACAGCUAACAUCAAAAAUCAUGUCGACAGUGUCAGUUAUUUGUGUGGUGUCAGUUUGCAUCGCGGCAGUAUUUAGUUUCCCGGAUGGUGCACCAGUAGAUGCAUGUGUCAAAUCAAGACCCAACCAACCUAAUCAUGGUUCAGCCAGACCCCAAGAACCACACACCAGACCCUAUCGUGUAAUUGCCUCGCACCAGCACUAUGGACCUGGUUCCCAAAUAACAGUUACUAUAUCCGGCGACGUAUUUCGAGGAUUCUUCAUCCAAGCCCGUGACGCUGCCACCAAUAAUUGGGUUGGCAGUUGGGUCGAAUCACCCGGAUCCAAAGUUCACCCAGAAUGCAGUUCUAUUACCCACGGAGACCCACGAGAUAAACAACAAGCAACUCUGGUCUGGCAAGCACCACACGAUGCCCAACCUGGACAAGUUUACUUUACAGGAACUGUAUUAAAGGAUUACGGAACUUUCUGGUCCAACAUCAUCGCUGAUGUACCACAGCAGCAGAAGUAA
Molecule: messenger RNA, 753 nt
Organism: Ctenocephalides felis (cat flea)
Lineage: Eukaryota; Metazoa; Arthropoda; Insecta; Siphonaptera; Pulicidae
Product: putative defense protein 3
Exons: 4
Coding region: 1-753 (250 amino acids)
Molecular function (GO): oxidoreductase activity, acting on metal ions
Source: RefSeq, a predicted model, not a curated record